Molecule: messenger RNA, 999 nt
Organism: Chenopodium quinoa (quinoa)
Lineage: Eukaryota; Viridiplantae; Streptophyta; Magnoliopsida; Caryophyllales; Amaranthaceae
Exons: 2
Coding region: 1-999 (332 amino acids)
Molecular function (GO): protein dimerization activity
Source: RefSeq, a predicted model, not a curated record
AUGGUCAUGGUUGAUGUAACCAAGACUAAUUUGCAAAAGUUAAGAGAUGAAGGAUGGGAUUCACAUAUGGAAAAAGUCACUUCUUUUAUGGCUAAAUAUGACAUUGAGGUUCCAAACAUGGAGGGGCAGUAUAUUGUUCCUGGGAGAAGAAUGUAUAGAGGUAAAGGUCCACAUGUGACUAAUAUUCAUAAUUUUAGAGUUGAAGUCUUCCUAAGUGUCAUUGAUCUUCAAUUACAAGAACUUGAAAAUCGAUUUCCCGAGGUAAGUAAGGAAUUACUUGUGUGUAUGUCUUGCUUUAAUCCUGCAAAUCGGUUUCAUUCUUUUGACAAAAGAAAGUUAGUUCAACUUGCCAAAUUUUAUCCCGAUGAAUUUUCAAGCUCUGAGUUAUUAUUUUUUGAACAUUCACUUGAAAAUUUCAUUGUUGAUGUUCGAAAUGAUGAGAGAUUUUGGAAUUUGAAAAGUCUAAGUGAACUUUCUACGAAACUUGUUGAGACGGGAAUGUUUGAAACUCAUGAUCGAGUCUACUUACUUUUGAAGUUAGUGUUGAUUAUUCCCGUUGCAACGGCAAGUGUAGAAAGAGUAUUUUCUGGAAUGACGCAAGUAAAAGAUAAAUUGCGUAAUAGCAUGGGAGAUCAAAUGUUGAAUGAUUGUUUGAUUACUCAUCUAGAAAGAGAUUUGUUUUACAAUGUUAGCAUGGAUGAUAUUGUACAUCAAUGGUUAGCCAACGUGGUCAUGGUGAAGAAGGAAAAUGUCCAGUGGAGGAUGUGUGUUGAUUUCACCGACCUCAACAAAGCCUGCCCGAAAGACUACUACCCGCUGCCACGAAUUGAUCAGCUUGUAGAUUCAACUAGUGGGCAUGCUCUGCUGAGGUUCAUGGAUGCCUUCUCAGGGUACCAUCAGAUCAGCUUGCACAACCCGAACAGACAAAAAACCACAUUCAUCACCGAAGGGGGAGUGUACAAUUACAUAGCUAUGCCCUUCAGGUUGAAGAAUGCUUGA